CGGGGGAGGGCUGACGUUGACCGGUUGUCUUUGUGCGUUUCUCGGUUUGACGUCUCUUUCCAACUCCUCGAAGUCUCUCCGCGAGGAUUACCCGGGGGACAGUCUUUCCAGCGGCUCCGCGGCUCGCCUCGUCCAGACCCUCAGAAUGGCCGGCGUGGGGAAGCUCCGUGUGGCGGUGAUCGGCGCAGGCGCGGCAGGGCUCUGCGCCGCCCGGCAUCUGCUGGCGCGCCGGGACAUCUUCGCGCCCCCCGUGGUGUACGAGCUGACGGAGCGGGUGGGCGGCACCUGGGUCUACGAGGAUCGCGUGGGCACCGAUGAGAACGGGCUGCCAGUGCACAGCAGCAUGUACAGAGACCUGAGGACCAAUAUCCCCAAGGAAGUGAUGGCGUUUCCCGAUUUUCCCUUCGACACGCACCUGUCCUCCUUCGUCCACCACACGGAGGUGCGGAGGUACCUGGAGAAGUACUGUGAGCACUUCCGCCUGCGGGAGCACAUCAAGUUCCGCACCCUGGUCGACGCGGUCAAGCCGGUCGGCGCGCCCACGGGCUGGCGGGGGCUGGCGUGGGACGUCACCGUCACCAACAGCCUCCGCCAGAAGGAGAGCGUCACGGAGCGCUUCGACGCCGUGAUGGUCUGCAAUGGGCACUUUUAUGAUCCCUAUAUUCCACCCAUCCCCGGUCUGGAGAACUUUAAAGGGACGCUGAUGCACAGUCAUGACUACCGCUGUGCCGAGCCCCUGGCUGGGAAAUCUGUGGUCCUGCUGGGGGCCGGGCUGUCGGGGCUGGACAUCGCGGUGGAGCUGUCCAAGGUGGACGCCCAGGUGACCCUCAGCCACGGGAACCGCCCCCUCACCUGCCGCCUGCCCCCAGGCGUGCGCCAGGCUCCCUCCGUGGAGAAGGUGUUGCCCGACGGGGCGCUGCAGUUCCGGGACGGUGAGCUGGCCCGGCCCGAGGUCUUCCUGCUCUGCACGGGCUACAACUUCACCUACCCUUUCCUGGCCGCGGCGCCGGAGCUGGGGCUGCGGGUUCAAGACCACCUGGUCACCCCCCUGUAUAAGUUCCUGCUGCACCCGGCCUACCCAUCCCUCUUCAUCGUGGGCAUCUGCCGAGCCAUCUGCCCCUUCCCACACUUCCACUGCCAGACGCAGUACGUGCUGUCAGUGCUGGACGGGUCCUGCCCCCUGCCCAGCCGGGAGGAGAUGGAGCGGGAGAUGACGGCGGAGAUCGAGUCCCGGCGCCGGCGUGGCAUCGCCACCCGCCACAUCCUGAAGCUGGACUCGGAGCAGUGGGACUACAACGACGAGCUGGCCCAGCUGGCCGGCUUCCCACCCCUGCCCCCGUACUGGAAGAGGCUGUACGAGGCCAACAAGGCCUUCCGCGCGCAGGACCUGCUCAACUACAAGACCUACAGCUACGCCGUGCUGAACAAGCGCGAGUGGACCGUGCAGAGGCCACAGCCCGAGCAGCAGCAACAGGCAUAGAGGAGCGACUGCUCCGGUAUCCCAUCAACCCCCCCCCAGAGCCCAGCCUGUGCUGCACAUUAACCCAAAACAAACAGCUCUGGGAGGGUGGGCUUUCACAGGCACUGCCACCCAGCUGAAAGAAAAAAAACGUAAUUUGCCUUGUGAUUUGUCUCUGCCUUUCUUUCUCUCCCGUGAUUGUCUUAAUGAGGGCAGCUUCUCGGAUUUGGGGCCCUGGCCACUAUCGUAAUUAGCUGCGCUCACACCCGGGCACGAGCAAACAAGCCCGCGCCCCGCAAAGGGGUGUGUGUGCGCGCGUGGAUCCCCGCCAGCACGUCGGCGCUCUCUCUCUCUCUGGCACCACUGUCUGGAUAAACGCGAGCAAUAAUGGUGUUGAGACAGGAAUUUGAAACCGCUGAGGAGUUUCAGUAAACUCAGGCGGGUCUGUCCUGCAGAGCAGAGACGCCAACAUACACUGUUAGACAUGGGGUGAAACGUCUAUUUCUUCUUCUCAUUUAUGCCUCCCCCCCCCGUGUUGAUCCGAGCCUUAAGAACACAGUUUAGAUUUUUAAAAUGUACUUUUCAGUCCCAGCGCUGUUUUCUUUUACAUGACCUCCAUCCUCAGGGCUCUUCCUGGACUGCUAUCUUCAUUGUUCAUAAGCACUACGUGAUGUAAUUCAGGCACUUAUCAUCUAUAUAUUGGAGGAAUUCAUGGGUCUUGACGUUUUGAUGCUUUAAAGAGACACGGUACACAGUUAAAGACUUUGCCCGUCCGUCCCCGACGGUCGCUCGCAAGAGGCUUAGAAAGUCGGAGAGUGUUCCGGUGGUUUUAACUGCUCAUUUGAUUCAGUCAGAUGUUCCGUUCCUUUCUCUAAUCGGAGAUCCGCUCGUCAAUCUGACAAGGUUAAUAAUAAAAAGGUCCUGUGAAUCAG
This is a messenger RNA of Lepisosteus oculatus (spotted gar), 2391 nucleotides long. RefSeq lists its product as uncharacterized. Lineage: Eukaryota; Metazoa; Chordata; Actinopteri; Semionotiformes; Lepisosteidae. Gene Ontology annotation, molecular function: NADP binding; flavin adenine dinucleotide binding; N,N-dimethylaniline monooxygenase activity. The record is from RefSeq and is a predicted model, not a curated record.